UGCGGAAGUGACGCCUGUCCUUUUCUGGUGUUGCUUCGCCUCACACACGAGUCUCCGAGAAGAAUUGUAACAAACCGGAGGAUACUUUAAUUUACCGGGCGACUGGAAGCACACACCGGGCAGAAAUGAAACCCAUCCUGCUGCAGGGCCACGAGAGGUCCAUCACCCAGAUCAAAUACAACAGAGAAGGAGAUCUGCUCUUCUCUGUGGCCAAAGACACGGUCGCCAACGUGUGGUACUCUGUGAACGGGGAGAGGCUGGGCACCUACAACGGACACACGGGAGCUGUGUGGUGUGUGGACUGCGACUGGGACACGAAAAGUGUGUUAACGGGAUCUGCGGACAACAGCUGCCGGCUGUGGGACUGUGAGACUGGUAAACAGCUGGCUCUCCUCAACACCAACUCGGCCGUGAGGACGUGCGGUUUCGACUUCAGCGGCAACAUCAUCAUGUUCUCCACAGACAAGCAGAUGGGCUACCAGUGUUACCUGAACUUCUUCGACCUGCGGGACCCACAGCAGAUUGAGGACAACCAGCCCUACCUGUCAGUCCCCUGCAGCGACCACAAGAUCACCAGUGCCGUGUGGGGGCCCCUGGGAGAGUUCGUCAACGCCGGCCACGAAAACGGAGAGAUCAACCAGUUCAGUGCCAAGACAGGGGAGAUCAUCAAGAAAAUCAAGGAGCACAACAAGCAGAUCAACGACAUCCAGACGUCAGUGGACCUCACCAUGUUCAUCACUGCUUCCAAAGACAACACAGCCAAGUUGUUCGACUCCACUUCUCUGGAUCACAUCAAGACUUUCAAGACGGAGAGGCCGGUCAACUCUGCAGCCAUCUCCCCCAUCAUGGAUCAUGUGGUGAUGGGAGGAGGACAGGAAGCCAUGGAGGUCACCACCACGUCCACCAGGAUCGGAAAGUUUGAGGCCAGGUUCUUCCAUGCUGCCUAUGAAGAGGAGUUUGGCAGAGUCAAAGGUCACUUCGGCCCCAUCAACUGCGUGGCCUUCCACCCUGAUGGGAAGAGCUACAGCAGCGGAGGAGAGGACGGAUACGUGAGGAUUCACUACUUCGACCCGCAGUACUUUGAUUUUGAACUGGAGGCAUGAAGUUCCCCCCCCUUCCUCCUCGGACUCUGACUAACAUGGAUUUAAUCCCAUCAUUCCUCAUGAGCUCAAUAAAGUUGUUCUAUUUCAACACAAGGA
Salarias fasciatus (jewelled blenny) is the source of this 1199-nucleotide messenger RNA. It is a transcript of the gene eif3i, whose product is annotated as eukaryotic translation initiation factor 3, subunit I. The record is from RefSeq and is a predicted model, not a curated record. Lineage: Eukaryota; Metazoa; Chordata; Actinopteri; Blenniiformes; Blenniidae. Gene Ontology annotation, molecular function: translation initiation factor activity; RNA binding; protein binding. Gene Ontology annotation, cellular component: cytoplasm; eukaryotic translation initiation factor 3 complex, eIF3m. Gene Ontology annotation, biological process: cytoplasmic translational initiation. The transcript has 11 exons. Bases 126 to 1103 code for a protein of 325 amino acids.